AUGACGGGUUUGAAACCAAAAUUCUACAAAGAUGAGAAAGUAACGCUGCAUUUCAGAAAUAUCCUGUGGAAAUCUUAUCAUCAUCCAGACCAACAAUACUGCAGCCCAAGAAGAACAUACGCCAUCAGAAGGAUAAGAGAUGCCUUUAGAGAAAACAAGAACAUUGCGGAUUCUGAAAAAAUAGAAGAACUACUGAAUAAAGCCAAAGCAAACCUCCAGAUUAUUCAACGGCAGGUUACCAUUGACCAGCUGUACUCCACAGAAAAAUUGGUCAUUGAGAGUCCAGGAAACACAUAGCCAAGAAAAGUCUCUGAUCCUGAAGCAACACUGGACCAUCUUCAGCAUCCUACAGUGCCACAUACAGAAGCAUAAACUCACUGCACAUGUCUGAGCUUGUCUGUUCAGCAGAAGAAAUGCUUGAGAGACUCAGAUUUUGGCAACCAAAGUAUUAUUUUCUAAUGGGUUAUGUGUUCUAAGAUAAAUGGCUAUGAUUUUUAAUAGUAUGUAAGGUAAUUGAAAUCUGUUUGCUUGUAUGUCCCAUGUGAUGGAACAGUUCCUGCCCAGUUUUGACAAUAAAACUUCAUUAAACUACCUUUAACUCAG
Messenger RNA from Cyanistes caeruleus (blue tit), 603 nucleotides. The record is from RefSeq and is a predicted model, not a curated record. NCBI's taxonomy places the organism in Eukaryota, Metazoa, Chordata, Aves, Passeriformes, Paridae.